AUGUCAGAAAUCGUAAGAACUGAAUCUACGACCAUUUCCCAACCGCCCAUUUCGCAACUGACCGUUUCGCAACCAUGA
Messenger RNA from Caenorhabditis briggsae, 78 nucleotides. The record is from RefSeq and is a predicted model, not a curated record. Bases 1 to 78 code for a protein of 25 amino acids. The transcript has a single exon. Lineage: Eukaryota; Metazoa; Nematoda; Chromadorea; Rhabditida; Rhabditidae.